AUCCGAGGUCCGUCAACCGCUGAAUCGUCUUGCUUCUGGUUGGCCAAUAGGAAGUCGAGAUUGUACCGGAACCACUGCCAGGCACCCUUCUUGUCCCUGACGCAUGGUUAGUUUAUCAUGAGUACAUUAACUCAAUCUGAGGUAUCUCGUGUAGAUGAUGAACCCCCCAAGAUCAUUCCAAAUGUACUGAACGGCACAGAAUGCGGCGAAAUAAAAUCUCCAGAUGUGAGCCUCAUUGGACGUCGCGUUGUCCAUGAUGAGCACUUCGGCACCAUACAUUACGUCGGAGAACUACCAGGUUCAGCUGGCUUUUGGCUAGGUGUGGAUUGGGACAAUCCUUCCAGGGGGCGCCACGACGGAACCUACCGUGGGGUGCAAUACUUCCACACGAGUACAGUAACAUCGGGCUCCUUUGUAAGACCUGAGAAAGUUUCGCUGGGCACCAGUUUAGAGGAGGCGCUGGUCUAUCGAUAUGUACUCUGUGCAGAGUGUCAGCUGUCUGCAUCUCUCAACCCUUCUGGGACUGGUAGCGUGGACAAAGACCGUGCAGAUCCACGGAAAACGUUGUUCCAGCCCACCGAUUCACCAGGUCGGUUGUCCGCUCUUAUGGGGGCUAGUCUGGAUCCUGAUAGUUUGGAAUAUUGCGGAAUGUCUAAUGAAUCGGAGCGACCAAUUCGUAUUGAGUUAUUCACUACACCAGCUAAUUCACAGGAUCCAGCACAGCACCGCAGCUGCGGUCCUCAAGGUGCUGAAACAGCUUUAAAGUAUUUGCGCACGGUGACAUUUCCUUUGGUCCCCGUAUAUCGUGCUCUACGUGGUCCUCCAUCGCCAGAAAUGGCUAGUCUCUGGCCGCAGCUUGGUGGUACCUUGGGGCACUACCUCCCAAAUUUGUCGAAACUGGAUCUUAGUGGAUGUCUGGUUAGCAGGUGGAAGGAGAUUGCUGAAAUUGGCAUCCAACUGCCGUGGCUGAAGUCAUUGGACCUCAGUAGCAAUCACCUCCGCCUUCCUCUGCUUUUGGCCAGCCCCAGUGGUGACGCAGAACAAACACUCCGUGUGAAGUACGACUUGGAUACGCACCCAAGUGACGAAAAAUUGUUCUCACAAGCAUUUCCCAAUGUUUGCUGCCUUGUACUUGUGCGCUCAUUAUUUCUGGAUUGGCCUGGUUUGUUGCGAAUCAUUAAGUGGAUGCCUUCGCUCAAAUCUCUAACAGUUGCUUACAAUCAGUUAGGUAACCUACCAACCAACCUGGACGUUGAUACAGUGCAUGCUUUUCACCGAUUAGUUGAGUUGGACCUUACUGCAACAGGAACAAGUGAGCUCGGUUACCUAUUCUCCAUCCUCGGACCGUCUACGGUUUUGGACACAUUACUAUUGGGUCAGAAUCCCAUCGCAGCUUUCCCUGAAUUACCCGUCUCUCCCGAAGCGGUACGGUCAGACGAUCCGUUUGCCCCCUCUAUAUGGUUUCAAGCGCUCACCACAUUGAAUAUGAGGAAUACAGCGUUCACUAACUGGCAUCCGAUAAAACAACUAUUACGAUUGCACAGAUUGGAGCAAUUGACUUUUUCCGAUUGUCCGGUUCUGGAGAACUUGACGAUAGAAACUGCGCGACAAGAACUCAUUGCUCGCCUUCCACACGUGUCUUGCAUUAAUCGGAUCCAAGUCUGUCCAGACGAACGGCGUGGCGCUGAGCUAGAUUACUUAAAACGUUAUGGCGCAGUCUGGCGGUCCUCGGGAGGUGCACCAAUAGACACUGGUCCUGGACCUGUUGAUGAUAAGAACGCCAUUACCAUGAGUCCGGAUUUCGCACAAGAGCAUCCAGUGUUUGUCAAGCUGUGCAGUAAAUGGGGCGUACCAGAUGAUGGGGAAUCCAAGUUGAUUACCCGAUCGCUUAAGGAAGGGCUCAUGAACAUCACAUUCGUGUUAGAAGACCCAGACAAUAAAAAUGUAUCUCCCACACUCCUGUCCUCACAAUCGCCCAAAUUUGUGAAUCAGAAAGAACUAACUCGCCGCAUUCCCGGACGAAUGACUGUUGGUCACCUGAGAAUGAUGGUACGUCGCUUAUUCAAAAUUCCUGCCAAAUCCUCCUUCGAUCUGGUUGCUCAAGGUGAACGCCAUCGGAAAAUUAAUACGGAAGUUACCUUGGAUUCGGACACACGCGAAUUUGGAUUCUAUUGUUUGGAAGACGGCGAUAAGAUAUAUGUGCGAAUCCACGCUUAACUAUUCACGUUGUAACUUCUUGUUGUGGCGCUUUAUCUCACCAUCUUUCGGGUCUCACAAGACAACCGCCUUUCUGGGCCCAACUUUCCUCGGUGUUACUAUACGAAAUCGGCCCGGUCGAAUAGAAUCGGUUGUAUUUCCCCGUGCCACUUUACCUGCAAUCUCUACUUGCACAUUCAGUACAUGACACUCGUCCUUAUGUUGUUUCCAAACAUGCUAACCUUGAUUCUGUCAAUGCUGAAGAGAUAGACCCAUGUUGCAGUUGUU
Opisthorchis viverrini is the source of this 2484-nucleotide messenger RNA. RefSeq lists its product as hypothetical. The record is from RefSeq and is a predicted model, not a curated record. Gene Ontology annotation, molecular function: alpha-tubulin binding. NCBI's taxonomy places the organism in Eukaryota, Metazoa, Platyhelminthes, Trematoda, Opisthorchiida, Opisthorchiidae. Gene Ontology annotation, biological process: protein folding. Bases 118 to 2217 code for a protein of 699 amino acids. The transcript has 6 exons.